AUGUAUUCAGUUAGAAGGGAUAUGAACCACCAUUCCCCCUUCUCAAGCAGAUCUCCUCCCUCCAUCCUCCACAUCCACACACCCACAAGCACUCAUUCCAUGCCAACAGGCACUUUCCUCUUUUGUCCACAGUGCAUCUUUUUCAUAAAACCUAUCAUCCCUCUCCCCUGUUUUUCAUCAUCCCCCAUCCUUGACAGCAUCAGACGACAUCGACAGAGUUCUGACAGUAAUUGCUGUCUUCGAGACAAGGAAGGAUUUGUAAUUACAAAGAUACAAUCAAAUUACUUGUUUGCAAAUUCCAGAAUGCAUCAGACUUUAUGUACUUCCUGUUUACAAGUAUUCCUCUUCCUGUCAUUGUAUACUGUACUAGCAAUGGGGGCAAUAACAAAAACAGGCCACAAUGACACAAAUUUUCACCCCCCUGUUGCCAUGGCACUCAUAGGAGGUCACUCAAUACCAAGAGGGCGCUGGCCAUGGCUGGUCUCUUUACAAUCAAAGGUUGUCACCAGUCGAAUAUUUGGCAUUUUCCCUGUCUACAGGUACUACUGGUGUGGAGGAUCACUCAUCUCUGACCAAUGGGUUAUGUCUGCAGCUCACUGUUUUUUUGGUGAAAAUUCAAAACCAAUUGCGGCAAAUAGUUGGACUGCUAGAAUGGCAACAACUUCUUUAAAACCAAACAUUAGAGAGAAAGUUCUGCACAUAUUUGGAAAAAUCUUUCGAAAAAUGAAAUGGAGACAAUGGAAUGUAAAAGUUGAAAAAGUGAUUGUUUACCCAGAUUUCCAAAUAAAUGAUUUUCACGAUGAUAUUGCACUGUUAAAACUGGCACACCCAGUUCCUACUGAAAUUAUAUCAACCAUUCAACCAGUGCCUUUAGCCGAAAAGGAGGAUAUCCUUUUUCCUGAGGCAGGGACCAUGUGUAUGAUGAAGGGUUGGGGUUGCACUCAAGGUGGUGGCAGUGUAACCAAAUAUGCUCAGGAAUUGAGUCUACCAAUUAUGUCCAACAGUGAAUGCUCUCACUACUUUGGCGUUGUGAGUCAAGAGAAGAUCUGUGCAGGAUUUACCAACCAUGCAAAAGGAAUAUGUAGAGGUGACAGUGGUGGUCCCCUAGUGUGUCCAACAUCGCGAGGUUGGGUGCAGGUUGGAGUGGCAUCAUUUACUAGCAAGGAUCACCCUGAAAAUUAUCCAGGUGUAUUUACACGUGUUGCUAAAUACAAAGAUUGGGUUGACCAGUCACUUAGAUUGUAUAGUUGA
Acanthosepion pharaonis is the source of this 1251-nucleotide messenger RNA. The record is from the annotation of a GenBank genome assembly. Lineage: Eukaryota; Metazoa; Mollusca; Cephalopoda; Sepiida; Sepiidae.